This is a messenger RNA of Owenia fusiformis, 6989 nucleotides long. NCBI's taxonomy places the organism in Eukaryota, Metazoa, Annelida, Polychaeta, Sabellida, Oweniidae. The record is from the annotation of a GenBank genome assembly.
AGAAAUGAAUGGAUUCGUAAACAGAAAAAUUUUUGAGAUGAAAAUCGAAAGGCAGAAAGAAACAUCUUUUACACAAGAAUCCGGUUGAUUCAGUGCACCAUGACUAUUUAAAACGCUAAAAUGAUAGUAAGGGCAUCGCCAAACAUAAUUUUGGGGUGUAGUUUAGCGAGAAUAUAGAAGAUAUUUGGCGAAAUAUGAGGCCAGAAAAAGGAACUACUCAGACAAGCAUGGAAGAAGAGGUGUUAGAGGGAAGUGAUUUGUUUAAAUGGAUAGGAAUGUUAGUCCUAGAGGCCAGGGUUCCACAAAUGUCACCAAAAGGCAGAACAGAAGGUCCCCAUUGCCCUGGAAUUCUAGGAGAAGUGACACAUGCAUGUGAUAAUAAGAAAAAUGAAUGUGUAGAAGCUGUAAAGGUAGCUGACCAGAUGGAGCAGCUGUGGCAGAACAACGUACCCAUGUGUAUAGAGGUACUCCUGCACCCUGAUUGCAAGCAUGGCAGAGAGAUGGCGAGGAGCGCAUUGAGCUCACCUUUGGAAAAAGAGAAUGUCAUUGUUCUGGAGCAAUGGACCAUCCAGGUCUUGCCAAAAAGGUGUAUUGGGAAUCCUGUUUCUGCCAGCAUGGUGAUGGGUGCAGUUAGGUCCUAUCUCUACUUCUCUCAGAUCAGUGCAUGGCUUAACAUGUCUAAAGGAGCUGCACCACGUAAUCUUGCAUACAGAAUAUCUGCACCAGGUGAAUAUACAGAAACUUACUGGAGUGAGACCCAACUACAACAGUCUCAUACAUUCCCUGGUACAGUCAUAUCCAAGACUGAUGCGAUUAAAGUAAGUGUCAUAUCACGUCCAAGAUGUCCAACAAUUCCCGCAGUGCUUUGCAAGGAUGUUGUUGAGGCAAAACAAGAUUCACAUUCUGGGAAAUCCUCCCCGAGGGCUUUAAGUAUCGAGAGAGGGGACUUGUCGGAUAGAAUGUCACCCAAACCUGCAGCACAAGAGAGGUCAUUUUCACCUAAGCUGUGGCAUGGGUUGAUGAAACCUGAAUUUGAACCUAAAACAGAAUGUAUUAGUCAUGGGUCACCUCAUGUUGAUCAUGACUCACCCAAAAGUACAACACCCUACAAGAUUCCAACUAUGCAAAACCAAAAGAGAUUCACGCAAGAGUCAUCACACUCAAUUAUGACAUCACAAUCACAGUCAUCUAAUACAACAGUGCAAACAUCUAAUGGAAGAUCUUCCUCAUCAAGUCCAACACAACAGUCAGGCUCCUCAUUGAGGCCCUCUCCUAAAACACCCCCAGCCUCUACAUCUACCCCCCAAUCUCCCUUAACAGAAGACAUCAUAUCUAAAAUGAAACUUACUGGUGCCGUUCCAAAACACUACAAACUUCUACAUGAGCAACACCAGCUCACCAGUUCUGAUAUACCAUUACAAAAAAUAUUGGAAAAGGAUGUAAUGAAAAAACAAGCACCUAUAGAAUUGAAAAGCCCUACAAUUUUAUGGACUCAAAAAUCAACAGAUCAGGUUUAUUAUGAUCCUAAAAACUCACCCAUUAUAUCAAUGAAUGCCCAAUAUGAGCAUGAUUUAGCUGCAGUAACUUCAAAAUUCACGACAAGACUACUUCAACCCCUGUCAUCAACAGAAAUGGAAAACUAUUUGGCAGAUUUGAAACAACAAACCCCUGGACACCGUCCAUUUUAUGCCAGGAAUUUAUCUAGUUCAUCUUCAAGCAGUACAGAGUCGAUAUUAGAGUCUAGUUGUGAUUCUAUCAGCUCAAUAAAAUUGAAAGUUGCCUCCAAACACUCCAAGGUACAGCCUAAUAAGGAAACAACCGAUUGCCAAAAUGGUAGCAUUGAAAGGACUAAUACCCAGAAUGGAAGCACAAAAUGUCAAACAAAUUCAAUAGUGGAAAUAGAAGCACAUACAAAUAGUCAUAACAAUAUGAUACCUUGCUCUAGCAAAUCAGUUUCAAAUGGAGUAAACAAAACCACUCUUGUUAGUUCCCCUUGUAAUAUUUCCACUUCAGAAAAAGAUGUUAUAAAUGGUGUCAAUUCAAGUAUCAAUGGCCAUGAUGCUAAAGACAUCAGCCAGAUAUCCUCCCCUGCCAAAUCUAGGAUCCAUGAACCUAUAGUAGGAACUAAAGUUAUAAAAACUCAGAGUCCAAAAACUGUUAAAGGUUUUCUGGAUAGUGAUUCUAGUAGUAAUAAUAACAGUCCUAGGUGUAACUCUAUACUGUCAAGGUAUAGUAGCAACGACAGUAUUGACUCAAGCCCUGAAAGGAGUCAUAAACAUCAAAGUCCUAAUGGUGCUUUACGAGUGAAACAAUCGCCAGAUAGACCCAAUGUGCUGCAACUACGCCGAAGCAAUUCUCAUGAAUAUGGACAUCAACAGGAGAAUGGUCAUGUCAAACAUGUGGUGUGUCAUGACAAUGCUCAAGCCGCAGUUUCUCAUGAUGAGUCUCAUGAAUUAAACACCCAUAUACAGUGCUAUGAAAAUGUUCAGAAUGGUGUAUCACCAUUAAGACGAUCAAGUCUUUCAGACCAGUUAGAUUCCACCAGUCAGAAUGGAGAGACUUCUCAAGAUAAUAAUGACACUUUAACAGAAAGUAUUAUUGAAGACCCUCAUGAUACAAACAAAAUUAAAUUCACACUCGAUAAUGAGGAUGAUGAUAAUGUAUCUGAGAAAGACGAUAUAACAGAAUCAAUGCAAGUCAAAACUGACAAUGAAACUACAAACAACAGCAUCAGUAACACAAACUACUUCCAAACACCAAAGCCAAAUGAAGAAAGUAAGGAAAGCAAAGUGAAUCGGAAACUCGAGGAUAGAUAUUCCCCUCAGUCAGUCACCCACUUUGUGAGGUCACCUACUGAUGGUGUGGUAGUCCCAGGGUUCCAUGGUAUGGUGAAGAGCCUCUCUACAUCACUCUUACGCUCUAUCAUGAGGAAAGACAACAGUGCUCAAUCAGUGGGGGAUGGCCAGGUUGACAGUAUUGGGCGUAGAGUGCCCUCAGCCCAGGAGAAAGCCACUUACAGGAAGUCAGUGGAUAGCAGCAGUAAUAUUAUAUUCCACCAUUCUACAGGUCUUCCCAUGCAGUCUAGUCCAGCACCCAUGAAGAAGAGAACCCAUGAACGCUUUGAAUAUGACCAUUCCCUUAAUACUGUUAAGUCCAUUAAAAGUGCUAUCUCCAUGGUGACCCUAGAUACAAUGGAUAGCAAUGGCAACACCACUGACAACAACAAGGUGUUCAGCACAAGUGCUCCUGCAUGUACAACUCCCAAUUGUCUGCUAGGAAACUUUGAGGAAAGUUUGCUGAAUGGUCGCAUUGACCCUGUAGGGACUGUGUCAGGAUUCACUGCAGAGAUAGGUGCCAGUGGGGCUUUCUGUCCGAAACAUCUUGAGCUUGAUGUAACAGCGUUCUUCUUCAAUCUUUCUGAUGACAAUGCACCAUCUCCUUAUUUGGGCCACAUUAAUAUAGAGGCCGCUUGUAAGAGAAGAGGAUAUCAUGUGCCAAAACUAGGAACACUUCAAGUGACUCUGUUCAACCCAAAUAAAAAAGUGGUUAAGAUGUUUGUCGUUCGCUAUGAUCUCACAGAUAUGCCACCGAACUCUCAGACGUUUCUGCGCCAGCGCACCAUAUACCAACCAGUACAGCAUGGAAACGAAAACUCUCAGGACCUGCCAACAUUCUUACGCUAUCUGAUUCACCUUAGGUUCUGUAGUUCCAAAUCUAACAAGAUAUAUCUACAUACAGAUAUCCGGCUGAUAUUUGCACGGGACAAAUUUGAAUUUGAUCCACGUGUGGCAAACUACGAACUAAGGUCUUACACAGAAGGACCCACAAACCCACAAUUUUCUCCAAAAAGGUGAUAAUAUCACUGUACUCAAGGAUUUAAAGAAAAUGUGUAGUAUAUACACAAAAUCAAAUGGGUUCAAAAUUCAUUGUUAAUUACAAUGAGGAUUUUUUGGUGUUUUUGUAAAAAUGUCAUGCAAGCCUAAAAUGUGCCAUUAUCAAAUUAUGUCAAUUUUGCUUACAAAUGCAUGUUUUCUUGUAUUUUCUGUUUCUGAAAAUAUAUUAAGGUAUUAGUGUUGAAUCUUUAGAUUGGUCAUACUGCUGUAUGCUUCUAGAAUUGUUCAACCCAGUUAAAUAUGGCCAGUUGUUUGGUUCAUGUACACAUGUAAUUUAAUCAGUCCUCUCAGUUUACCAUUUGAUGAAAAAAAAUUCAAGUUUUGAUUUGUAGAAACUCAAAAUUUUCCUUAUUCAGGUAACUUCUUGAGAGAUAUUGUUCAUGAAUAACCAAGAUAAGAUUUGUUUAUAACAGAAUGCAUCAUUUUAUUCAUGGAAAACUGGAAGGAGUGGAUCAGGUCCCCGAUUGCAUUCACAAAUAAAUUCAGUAGUAGAAAGCUAGUCUUUGAUUCUAAACCCCGUUUUCGUAUUAUGAGAUGUGAAAGUGAUCAUGUAUCCAUUUUCUCAACUCAUUCUAAUAGUAUGACUGUAAAUCAUGUUUAUUUCUUUUUUGUGAACCUUAAUAAUUUUACCAUUUAUAACAUAAUUCUGGAAUAGUGAACUCAUUAUAUGACGCGAAACACUUCAAUGAAUUAGAAUUCAUGAAAACUGAAUGAUUAUUUGAACAUGUUUUACAGUAUUAUAGACUUAGUAGACACAGUACAGUGUAUCAAACUGAGAUUUUAGUUGUAUAUGGUUAACUCUUUAUUCAACAAUGUAUGAAUAUUUAUGUUUAAAAAUUUAUCUGCUUGAUUGUGAAUCAGUGUUAUUGUACGUUGGUGCAUAUCUGUUAAAAUUGAAUUAUCAUUUUCGAUGACUGCAAAAAUUUUGAAUCUUGCAAAAAUCAAAGUAUUUAUUGUUUUGUAUAUAGUGGAUAUUUUAACUUAUUGCCUCUAUUGAGGUUAUAUAUGAUAUACAUAUAAUCUAUUGAAGUAUUUAUCACUGAGGUUUUAUAACUUUAGUCUUAGUUUAGAGUUUGGUGGUGAGAUUUAAAGUUGCAGAUAUACUGUAGUAAUACCAAUUGUAUACUAACUUUUCAAAAAUAUUGGCAUACUAAUCUGAUAUCAUUUAUGUCAUAUUUAAUAUCAAAAUGAUAUCAUCAGUUUCCAUUUGUGGGAAUUAGAAAAAAAAUGGCAUCAGUGAUUUGACUAAAAUCUAUUUAAAUGUUUUUUGAAGUUUAAGUUUUCUAUUCAUGUACUGUUCUAUAGAAAAGCCCUUCUAGAACAUAUUAUAACUAUUAUUAUUUAUUUAUUAUGGUGUUAAGAUUUAACUAUUUACUCUUAUAAUCACAUACUAUGUUCAUUACCCCUCAGAAUGUCCUCUCAAGGAGGGGUGGGGUAUUACAUGUAAACUAACCAGUGAGAAUGGUGAAUUUCUGUUGAUGAGUGUAGCUUCAUCAUUGUUAAAUUUUGUUUGUCUGUUAUUAUUUGAAAUGCCUAAUAAUAAAUUAUAGAUACUUCCUAUAAAUAGACAAGGUUUUUUGUUUAUCUUUCAUGAAUACAAACAAAGUAGUUGAUUGUGUUAUGCUGAGUCUUGUGUAUUUAGUUAUUUUAAGGUGGGGGGAGUCUGAUAAAUUUUAGACCAAUUGGAAUAUAAGUCAUUAUUGAUGUCUAUAUUAUACUCUUCCUCCCUUAUUCUACUUUAUUGUAUAUUUCUUCAAUUAUUAUUUCUGCACUUAUUUUCAUGUGGUAUUUUUGUUAUACUGUAUUAUUUCUAUUAUUAUUUCUAGUAUAAAUAAGUAAAAUUCUUCAAAAUACUGCAAAUUGAAGGGUGAUCCGAGAGUAAGGCAAAUAUAGGUACCAUUUCAUGGACACCCUGUAGUAUAAUCAGGUACAUUGAAAUAUAGAGUUCAAGUUUAAUUUUUCAUUGAUUGUCUUCAUAUACAUGUUAGUGCAUCAACUUUACAAAAGUUAGCUUAUUGUUCAUUUUCUUGAGUUGUAUAUCCGCGUGUAUACAUUUUUUUAAAUUUUUGAUUUAAAAUUUUGUGUUCCUUGAAUGUUUGAGGGGUACAAAAAUAAUUUUUAUACUUUAUAUGUGUGUUUAAGGGUGAAUAGGUUGUUAUAUGAUUUAAGAAAUAUAUUCCUGAAAAUGGUUAGGGAUGCCUUUCUAUUGAGCCUUCUCUCAAUAUUAUUAGAACUAAAAUUUAUUAUAUUAUUUCAAAUAAGGAAAAUCUACCAAUAUUAUGUCUGUGUCGAGUAGGUUGCAUCAAACGUUUCAACAAUUUUUGCACAUCUCCACAAUGUAAGGUUGAGAUUUUAAGCUUGCGUGUGUCAUUCUUUUCUUUAGAGAGUUUACAAUUCUACACUGACAACUUCGAACAUAGAUCUGUAAUCUGAGUGAACUAGAGAUGGUUACAUGUUGCCUAACACCAGAUUAUGUGAGCAAAGAAUCUUGUUUCUGGGUAUUUGGCAAGGAAAACAAAUUCAGAAAAAUGCCAGAUUUUCAGUCUUUAUGCAAUAACAGUAUAUGCCAUAGCAUCUGAAAUUCAACAUGGCCAUGGCCAUUGACAGUUUUUUAAAUGUUCAAUAGUUUAAAAAAAAUUAACCUUUUGAAAAGAGGUCUGUUAUAUGGGUCUAACAUUGCCUGGUACUCAGAAAAAAGAAUUCUUUUUGUGGAUCAUAUUUACAUCUGUACAAUUAUGUACAUCUGUGUGUUUCUAUACAACUGCACAUUUAUGUACAUUAACAUUUGUUCAUUUAUGUGCAUCUGUAUUUAUAAGUUCCACAUUAACAGUUGUCAGUUUAGUAUUGUGAAAUCUUGAUUACUAGUAUUCCAGAUUUUACUCGUUACACUAGGGCUGACAUGGAAUGAAUUUUGGAAUUUACCUUCUGAAUUUGGAACUUUCAGAACUUCUACCUAUAGAUAUAUGAGUACAUAUAUAGUACACUGAUCCAUACGACUAUAUCUUCAUAGAUAGCUUAUGUAAAAAAAUAUGAAAUAUUUAAGAUUAUCAGUGGUGUAGCGUGGGUAUUUUGUGAGUGUACGUCACAAGUGAGCGA